AUGCAAAAAAAAACGCCAUUAAAUAGGCAGGUGGUUUUGGAAUGGUUUGAAUAGCCAGAUUAAGUAUUUGCUGAUACUCUUCUAAGAAAUUAUUCAUUCACAUUCUCGAAAUUACCUUAGGAAGAGGAAAUAUAAUUAAUAUUAUGUUCUGUGGAAAAGGCUUACAAUAGCAAAAGAGGUGCUUGGACUCCAUGCCAAGAUAAGUUUCUUAAUCUUGCAGUUUUGGGAAUAUGCCUAAAAUAUCAUAUGAAGCCAAUAGAACUAGUAUUUUAUAUUUUCUAUUUUUAUAGUCUCCAUAAUAUUGGGAAUAAAUUUCUAGAUUGUUUCGUUUUCAUAAUUGGAAAUCUUGUAGAAAUAGAUGGUUGGAAGAUUGUCACAAAAAGGUAAGUUGGACACCUCAGGAAGAUAGAGUUUUAAAAGAAUUAUAGUAAUUUAAACCAAACAAAUGGUGUGAGAUUGCAUUAGAUUUGAUGAGGAUAUGUAAAACUCCUUAUGUUAGGUAAGGAAAGUAAUGUCGUGAUAGAUGGGUAAAUAAACUGGAUCCGAAUAUUGUCAAGUAGAUUAAUAUUUAUAUAAAUUAGCCUACCUUGGACAAGAGAAGAGGAGCUUUUACUGUUUAGAGAGAUAGAAUAAAGAGGAAAGAAAUGGGCUGAGAUUUCUCUUUAAGUCUUUUAAUUGAAGAAAACAGAAAAUACUAUAAAAAAUAGAUAUUAUAAUCUAUUAAAAUAAGCAGAAUCAAAAAUGAAAUUUGGAAGGAUAACAAAAGAAUUAAAAAAUAAAAUAUUAGUUGAUUCAGUGAUUAAAUAAUUAGAAGCUUCUAUUAAUUAAUAACCAAAGUAAGAAUAAGUAGAAGAAAAUUAAGUCAAAAAUUACAUAUUAGAAUUAUUUGACUUUAAUAAUUUUGAUGAUUAUGAAGAAGUUGCUAUUUUAUUUAAAAGAAAAUUUGUUAAAUUACAUGAUCAGUAGUGA
Molecule: messenger RNA, 969 nt
Organism: Paramecium primaurelia
Lineage: Eukaryota; Ciliophora; Oligohymenophorea; Peniculida; Parameciidae
Source: the annotation of a GenBank genome assembly